Malaya genurostris is the source of this 1005-nucleotide messenger RNA. RefSeq lists its product as uncharacterized. The record is from RefSeq and is a predicted model, not a curated record. Bases 69 to 968 code for a protein of 299 amino acids. The transcript has 2 exons. Lineage: Eukaryota; Metazoa; Arthropoda; Insecta; Diptera; Culicidae.
AGGUGAAAAUAUCUCAAAUCAAUUUUCUCAUUCUAGAAGAUUUGGUAAGGGAACAAUAGUCGUGAAACAUGAGCCAAGGUUCAAAUACGUGGGCAGCAAAUCCCAAAAGCGAAGACUUCGUUCAAGUUAACUACAAAGGGAAAGACUACUCCAUUCCACGCAGCGAAUAUAACAGACGACUUACGAAAGAGGAUUGUGAAAAAUCAGGCAUAAAUGGGCUGGAAACUGACUCCCUGAAAACGAUGUACAGUAAAUUGCCGCAUUCCGGAAAUAAUCAACUUAACAACGGAAAUAUAGCAAAAACUCGUCCUCGAAGUACCGACUAUGUUAAGAACGAUUCGACUGCCGAAUUCAGGAAGAGCUUCGAAAAGAGUCAAAAAUCGCAUUUGGACCAAUACGUGAAUGAAUUUAAAAAGUCGAUGAUGAAAUCAACUGUCCCAUCUCCGAGUAAUAUUGUAACCAAGGAAAAGUUAAAUGAAUCUGCUCCAAAAGAAAAGCCACAGAUCGAACAUAUUUACACCCUGGAGGACAUGGUUGAAAGCAAAGAAACGGUCAUUGAACUACCCGUCUCUAAGAAGCGAUCCUUGGAGAGCAGUGUUAGUUUUGUUGAGUUUCCCAAACCCGAAUCGUGUAAAUCAUCUGCCACAGUAGCCGUCAAAUCAAUCGAAAGCUUCGAUCCGAAGACAUGCCAGGAAGUGACUGAAAAACUUUGCCAGCUAAAAUCCAACGUAGUUAAUCUGAUUGAUCAGACCAUCAACCAGUUUGAAUCCGAGCAGCAAUUGGGCGCCGGUAUUUCACUCCAUCCCAGCGGAGAUGGAUCGAAACCGAAUCAUCGGAUCGAGAACCUGAAAGUUUUGAAGACGGAUUCAUUUGCUCAGAAUAAAUCGGAAAUUAGGAUGCGACUGUACGGGGAAAUCGAAAUGGCGAUUGGUCGCUUGAAAGAUUUUGAAUUGUUAGAAGUAAAUUAAUUCAGUAAUGAUAGUUUUUAUUUUGAUAAAUAUACUU